Molecule: messenger RNA, 503 nt
Organism: Symbiodinium pilosum
Lineage: Eukaryota; Dinophyceae; Suessiales; Symbiodiniaceae
Source: the annotation of a GenBank genome assembly
GUUGCCACACGCAGCGUUCCAGCCCCGUUUCAAGUGGCCACCAUGCGGGCCGUGGAGCUUGGAGAGAAGGUUGAACAAGAGGUGGAGGUUAUCAAUGUUGAGGAUACCAAGUUCAGCGCGACUGCAUGCGAGGAGGCCACUACCAAGCUUGCAGACCCAGUCGUUCCAGGCAUGUCCAAGGCAAACUUGGUAGUGAAUGUGGAGACAGUUCCAGGUAAAGCACAGACUCCGCAUGCAGAUGCCAAGAUGCAACAGUCCAACCAAGAAGUGCUCGAAGAUUUGUGUGGCGACGGCUGGAGCUGCUCGCCAAUUGAUGUAGAGAAAGACUUGUUCGAGAUCAAACUCCCAGCGGUGAGAUACCAACUACCGAUGGGUGUGGUCUCCAUUCCUUCGCCGCUGUUCCACGCACAGGUGCGCAACUCGAAUGAGGUGUCUGACAACUACAGCGAGAGGUUAGUGGCAGACAUCGUGCUACAGAACGGUGACAAGAUGCUUUGCGUCGA